Molecule: messenger RNA, 1883 nt
Organism: Meloidogyne enterolobii
Lineage: Eukaryota; Metazoa; Nematoda; Chromadorea; Rhabditida; Meloidogynidae
Source: the annotation of a GenBank genome assembly
UGUUGUCAGAACCUCCAAAGGAAGCUGAAGGGCCCGAAGAAGGCCAAACUACUGCAUAUGAAUAUUACAAACGUAUAGUUAAUGAACUUAACUUGUCUGGUGCUUUUUAUCGUCAAAAGGAUGUUUCCCCAGCUGCAAAGGAUUUUAUUACUUCAACAAAUAAGGACCCAGUCUCUUUACUGAAUAUUUAUUCAACAAUUAGUGGAGAAGUACCUUUUAAAUUUUUUGAAUAUGAAUUGUAAAUUUCUGAUUGUUUCUGAAUUGGAUGGCCAACCAAUUUUUGGUUUUCCUUCGGCGUCCAAAAAAGAUGCCAAAAAGACCUGUGCUGUUUGCAUUCUUGAAAAGCUUUAUUUGGAACAACGCCUCAAUUGUCUGAGCAGCUCUGGUCGAAAACUCAAGCAUCCAAAUCGCCAUCCUCGUCCACUUCCAUUUACUCCUGUUCCAAAACUGGAUGAAGAUUUGGGCAAAAUUAGCGCUGAGUUUUACCAACAGCCUUUAUCUGUCGAUCCACAGAUGGCUUUGUUUGCUGAGGAUGUUGAUUUCGAUGGUCCGAUUGGUCCUAAACUUUUGGAAAUGAAACAGAACUUUGAAGAACAAAAUCCAAUGCCGUUAGAUUACAAAGACAAGGAGAAAUAUGAAGAUGUUCGCAACAGAGCUUUUAAACUUUUUUGUGAAAAUGCAUUUUGGGCUGAGUUAAAAUUGUGUGAAUCUACAAUUGAAAAGCUUAAUGCAGCUGGAAUGUGGCAUGAAAAUUGGAAUUCUAUUGCUUAUGUUAGCCAAUGUAUUAUGCGUUUAAAUUCUUGGAAAAUUAGAGAAAUGAAUGAAGAACAGAAACAACGGCAAGAAGAAACGACUGAAGGACAGGAGAAAUCGGAACAAAUGGAAAUUAAAGAACCGAAGAAGGUGGAACUUCCAGAAUAUUUUGUUUUUACAUUGCCAUAUCUUCCUCCACGUUAUGCUUGUGUUGCUUUAUUCAAUGAAGGACUUUUUCAUGGUCAAAUUUCUAAUUCAAAAUCAAAGGCAAAAGCUUGUUGUGCUGUAGUUAUUGCACAAAAUUUGAUUGAAAAGGGUUGGACUAAUCUUGGAAAGAAGAAGGUUGAACGUCCAAAAUCUGUUAAAAGCCGGCCUACUCAAAAGAAGCGAAAGAAGGAACCUUCGGAGGAAGAUUUGGUAUCUAUUGAAACUAAUUCAUCUGGAAUUCGUCCAAUAGAAUUUCAGCCAUACCAAUUUCUUUUGACAUUACAUCCAAAUGAAAAUCUUGAUCCUCGUACACAUUUUCUUCUUGCAACACAUGCAAGUAAAAAUGCAACGGUUCUUUUAACUGAAAUUUGUGCAAAGUAUCGAUUGGGGGCGCUUAGCUAUAAUGAGAUUAGUGAAGUUGGACCGAGGUUAUUUUUUAUUUUACUUAUUAAAGUUUUUCCAUUACCUCCACCAGUUACGCUCUUGGAUAUGAGAAAAAUAACAGUAGAAAAGUUUUAUAUAUUAAUAUUGUCAAAAGUGAAAGGCCUAUUCAUUGCUGAUGCAAUAAUUUCGCCGUAUCCAAUUCCUGGUGUUCCAUUGGAAGUAUUGGGAGGACCUCUAUUUCAAGCGCGUGGUGUGCCAGAAAAGAAUAAGAAAAAUGCAAAGGCUUCAGCUUCUCGUGCUGCACUUGAUAUUUUGGUUCGCAAAGGGACAAUUCAAAUUAAUGAGCAAAACUUUGAUGAGUUCAAAACGUUUGUUAAGGCAUUAUUUUUUGAGGAUAUUCCGUCAAUGGCCCAGGAAAAUAUUUAUAAUGAGAAUGUUAAUAGAGCUGAAGUUGUUGUCAGCACAAACUCGUAAUUAUUUAAAAUUGAUUAAUGGUAAUUUUGAAUGCCAAUAUUUGAUGGUUAAUUAUAUUUUUUCUU